AUGCGACACUCGAACGAUUAUCGACUCGAAAGAAGCACAAACAACAUGGCCAGGAAGCUUCUGUAUAUCUGGGCUAAAAAUCGACGUUUUUCAAAGAUUUAGAGAAUAACAAGCAAGCAAACGACAAAGUAAAACUUUCAAGAUGCCUCUUGUAUUCUUGGAGCAGUUGCCAUUACCGUCACUUCAGUCAUACGUGGCUGUAAGCCUUCUGCUUUUCGUUUCCUCGUUUCUUUACGCUUUCAACAACAUAACGACGACAUCAAGACCUUUGCAAGAUACGCUCUAUAAUUUCAUGACAAGCGACAAUUUUUGUUUUUGGUCAAAUCUUAACAUGGUAUAUGGCUGCUUGUUCAUGUUCGGAAAAGUUAUCCAGAGAAUUGUGUUUGGGGAUCUUCGAGCCGCUGAACUGCAGCAAAUCCAGGACAAGUUUUGGAACUUUGUAUUCUACAAGUUCAUCUUUAUCUUUGGCGUGUUGAAUGUGCAGAAGAUGAACGAGGUCAUGUGGUGGACGGCUUGGUUCACCCUGCUCGGGUUCUUCCACCUUUUUGCUCAGUUGUGCAAAGACCGGUUUGAAUAUCUGUCCUUCUCUCCCACUACCACCCCCUCGACUCAUGGCAAGAUAGCGGGACUACUAGUGGUACUACUGUUUCUCUGCAAUGGACUCUUCUCUCUGACAAUGUUUGUGGGCUGGCCACAUGGGAUUCAUACUUUCACCUUUAUGUUGGCAGAGUGCAUCAUGUUGCUGAUAAAAAUAGUCCAUGUAUUGAUUCUGUAUGGUAUCCACUUGUGGGACAUUGGCCAUGUGGGUACUUGGGAGGGGCGUAACACCUGGAGCUACUAUACUGACCUCCUCCUGGAUAUUGGCAUGUGUAGUGUCGACUUUGCCCACCAUCUCCACAUGCUGUUGUGGUCCAACAUCUUCCUGAGUAUGGCCAGCCUCGUGCUGUGUAUGCAGUUGCGCCACCUUUUCUACGAGAUCAAGAAGAGACUUGCAAGACACAGGAACUUCGUGCGUAUCCAGAAGUGCACUGAAACUAGAUUCCCUGAAGCUACAACAGAAGAACUGCUGCAGAACAACGAUGACUGUGCUAUCUGUUGGGACAACAUGGGCAAAGCACGCAAGCUCCCUUGCAACCAUCUGUUCCACAGCUCCUGCUUGCGGGCGUGGUUGGAGAAUGACACCUCUUGCCCGACUUGCCGUAAGUCGCUUGCAGAGGACCUGCAACCAGAAGAAGAAGAGGAGAGAUCAAGGGGCAUGGCGGCGUUCAUGACGGGGCGGGACAUCAGACGGAACCAUUUCCAUUUCGAUGGGACGCGCAUAGCAAGCUGGUUUCCCAGUUUCUCUGUCGAGGUCGUCCACACGCACACAGAUAACAUGGAGAACCUCCAGUUACCUGAGAGCAGAGUUGAAGCAAUGGCCCAUCAAGUCCAUGCUAUGUUUCCCCAUGUCCCCAUCAACAUCAUUACGGAGGACCUGCGCCAGACUCACUCCAUUGAGCUGACCACGGAUAACUUCCUCGAGGGGCGACUAGCAGUACCUUCGAUAUGGGUGCCUCCUGAGCAACGAUUACAAAAUGACGACGAACUCUUGCCGAUAGAAGAGUCAAGCAUACCGACAGAAGACUCGGAAGAAUCCGACGACGAUACAAACCGACGAUAUGAACCGUCGAUAAGACCCAACAUCGACGAGCUGAGGCGAUGGAGACAAUCAAUGGAAGAAAGUGCGGUAGACUACACGGAGACCACGAGGGCCAUGCAAAGCACAAGCGGUGCAGAGGAGGGAAUGAGACGUUCUAUUUCCGAAAGUAGAAGGAAUGGAAUGGUGGCGUUGCAGAGCGAGGCAGAGCCCUCUCGGGAAACGCGGAAGGAGGAAGCAACGUCCUUCCAUCCGAACCCGAACGAUCGUGAGAGUCUUCUCCAGAAGAGAAAGGAAGAGAUGAAGAGUCGGGCUAGAAGGAGGCUUCUUGCAAGGGACUCCUCGUCUUCCACGUCGCUGACGUAAACACGGAAUCCACAGAGGCGUUUUGAAUGAACUAUAAUUUUGAUAAAUUCAGUAGAGCCAAUGAAAUGCUUACCCUAUGGUCAAGCCCGGUGCAAACAGUACUGAACAUAAGCUAGCAUAUGGACGGUCCCUUCUCCUAGAGGACCACAUGUCAUGGUGUAUGGACGGUCCCUACUCCUAGAAGACCACAUGUCAUGGUGUACAAACAGCGCUCAACAACCAGCAUUGUUGUCGCCGUUUCUCUGGCGUUGUUGGCGAACUUCUUCACAAACCUUCAAAAUACAGCGCUAGCAUUACUGAGCGAAAUGUUUAUUGGAGACUACGAUACCACUGAUGCCCUCUAGUCAGAGCUCUCCAAUUCGAAAUAGGCGUCUUAUCCGAACCCCUAAACUUUCCCGGCUAUGGACCUGCUAGAUUUAUCCUUUAACUAAGCCUUGUACAGAAACCAGUAGGGAGAAUGCUCGAGGAGCCAGCGGCCGCGAAAAUGCGGUCGGGACCGGGGGAACGGUUGCAAUGACCGCUGGGUCGUCGAGCAUGUGUUUUAGAGACUAGCGCAAAAAGCAUCCCUAGGAGCUGCAAUAUGUUGUUUUUUGUACACCAUUUUGCACAACGAAAAUAAUUUUUACAUUUGGGGGGGGGGGGGGGGGGGGGGAUUUGUAGUUCUUAAACAAGGACCCGCGGUAUAAAAGGCGCGGACCUGGUCCAAGUCGUCAUUCUCGCUAGUCCACGUCAAGUGCAGAGCUCCGUAAAUAUCGAAAAGGCAGAGCCGUAGAUUAAAUUUGAUCAUUUCGAAAUUGAAAAUAACGUUCUGUAUACAUGAGGCAAUAACAGCGAGCUUCUUGGGAGUGGUUUUCUUCGGCAAUAACGAUAACAAUUGUGAUUGAAAAUUUAAUUCAAAAACAGCGCGCGAAAAUAACGAAACAUUAAAAAAAAUGUUUGCUUCAAAAUCGCUUCAUUCUCUAUUUCGUAUGUGUCCAGUCACCAGAGAAGGUGAAAAUAUAGUUGUCUUUGCACCAUUGAUGUUUAAAACAUUAUUUCGAACUUAACCAUAUCUCUUUUGCUUCUUUUUAUGGAGCUCUGCUCUCGACAAAGUCUAGUGGGAAUGACGACUUGGACCAGGCGCGCGCCUUUUAUACCGCAGGUCCUUGUUUAAAUCGUGCACAUAAAAAAAGUGUGACGUCAAGCGACGAUGUUAUGAAUUUGGUUAAAUUAUUUAUAAAAUUUAGAAAAGUCUAUUUAGGUAAACUAUAGGAUAGGCAUUAGGUUUAUAAAAGUAACUUUCGAAAGAGUAGUUGCUUACAAUAGAAUAACGUUUGAAAGCCUCGAAGCUUCGGCGUUUGCAUUGAGAGUAACGUUUAAUAGACGCUUCAAAAUAGACGUUUACAAAGUAAUGGAUAGCAUUUAUUUUGAACAGCCUGUGAUUUAGUUCGCUUGUUUCGCAAUAUGUGCCCGUCUACUCCUUGUUUAGUUCUCAGAUCUGUAGCAUGUCUCAUUAUUUGGGCACGUUACAGAAAAAAAAAAAUGGUUGUACAGCCACGCCCCUACUGACCUUUUUCUUACAUUUUUUUUUUAAUACUGGGGCGGGGGGGGGGAGGGCAAGUAUCCCUGCCGGUGUCCCUUCCCUGUUACGGCCAUGAUUCCUUUUAAACAGGAAAACAUUCCAGAAAGUACUCCCCCUAAAACAAAAUCACAACCUUCGUCAUGCUGAUGUAAUCAUGAUAUAUUUUUAGAACGAUAAGCUGCUAAAGUUUUAAUAAAUGAAUGAAAAAUUUA
Messenger RNA from Nematostella vectensis (starlet sea anemone), 3775 nucleotides. Its product is annotated as E3 ubiquitin-protein ligase AMFR. The record is from RefSeq and is a predicted model, not a curated record. Gene Ontology annotation, molecular function: ubiquitin protein ligase activity; ubiquitin binding; zinc ion binding. Gene Ontology annotation, cellular component: cytosol; ubiquitin ligase complex; endoplasmic reticulum. The transcript is spliced from 13 exons. Bases 143 to 2002 code for a protein of 619 amino acids. Lineage: Eukaryota; Metazoa; Cnidaria; Anthozoa; Actiniaria; Edwardsiidae. Gene Ontology annotation, biological process: endoplasmic reticulum unfolded protein response; protein K48-linked ubiquitination; ubiquitin-dependent protein catabolic process.